Galleria mellonella (greater wax moth) is the source of this 602-nucleotide messenger RNA. It is a transcript of the gene mRpS14, whose product is annotated as 28S ribosomal protein S14, mitochondrial. The record is from RefSeq and is a predicted model, not a curated record. Bases 142 to 534 code for a protein of 130 amino acids. The transcript has 3 exons. NCBI's taxonomy places the organism in Eukaryota, Metazoa, Arthropoda, Insecta, Lepidoptera, Pyralidae. Gene Ontology annotation, biological process: translation. Gene Ontology annotation, cellular component: ribosome; mitochondrial small ribosomal subunit. Gene Ontology annotation, molecular function: structural constituent of ribosome.
UCGAAUCGCCCAUCGCUACCUGCUUUUUUUUAAGGUUAUUUUUGUGUAUAUUGUAAUUUUCACUUUUGCAUUGAAAGAAAUAAUAAUUAAUAUAUACAGAUCCACAGUCGUUUGAACUAGGCAAAGGUACUAAAAAUAAAAAUGAAUUUAAACAUUUCAAAUUUAGGAAAGUUUGUGUGGAAAUCUCAAAUCGUCGCUGGAUUUGGGUAUCAACAAGUAAGAAACAAAUGGGCCAAUUGGCUUAUGAUACGUGAUGUGAAACGUCGCCGAAUGAGUGCUGAAAAUUUUCUUGAAAGGUCCAGGAUCAAUGCAAUAAGGAAAAACGAUAUCUUGCCAGUGGAAAUCAGAGAGCUGGCUGAUAAAGAUAUUAAUAAGUUUGAAAUGAAUGCUAUUCCAUUGAGAAUAAACAACAGAUGUGUUGUGACAUCUAGACCGCGUGGUAUCGUCAAAGAGUGGCGAAUGAGCCGUAUAGUUUGGCGACAUCUUGCAGACUAUAACAAACUUUCUGGAGUACAAAGAGCUAUGUGGGGAUGAUUUAUUUUAAUACCUAUAUUAGUGAUAGAUUCAUUGUUAUAAUUGUUAAUUACAUUGUUUUAAUUAUA